Molecule: messenger RNA, 2140 nt
Organism: Rhizophagus irregularis DAOM 181602=DAOM 197198
Lineage: Eukaryota; Fungi; Glomeromycota; Glomeromycetes; Glomerales; Glomeraceae
Biological process (GO): cell surface receptor signaling pathway
Source: RefSeq, a predicted model, not a curated record
UUUUUUUAGAUAAAUAUCAAAGAAAAAACGCCUACAGAAAAAUUAAGCACAAACAAAAAAAAUUUUUUAAUCUCGAAACAAUUUUAUUUUAUUAUUCUAACAAUUAUGUCGACUAUUGUUGAAGUUGCAGUACAAUUUUUAAGUUAUUUAUUAUCUUUAUUACCAUUUAUAAUAACAAUUAAAAUAUUAAAAUUUAUUAUAAAAAAAAUAAUAUAUCUUAUUAAAACAGGGCAAUAUAAUAAAAAAAUAUGUAGUAAAAUGGUUGAUAGGAUACAAAUAGCCGAAACAGCCGUAAGAAUUUUAAAAAUUCAUAAAGAAGAACACAAAGAUUUUUUUUCGGAAGAUAAUUAUAAUAAUUUACGGAAAUUAGUCGAUGUUAUGCGUGUGAUGAAAAAAUUUAUUGAAGAAGUUUCUCUAUCAACAAAAUUAAGUAAAUUUGUUCAAGCUAAAAAUAUUAAAAGGGUGUUUAUUAAUUUAAAUAAAAAAUUAGAUUCCACCAUUAAAAUCCUGGAAUUUGACUUCAUGGUUUAUUUCAAUGCACGUGCUGAUAAUGAUAAUAAAAAAAUUAUGGCUGAUAUCGAAGGUUUAUUUAAGUAUUUUAAAAUUAUUGAAGCUGGUUUAACUGAUAUGAGUAAAAAUCUCUCCAAAGUAUUUGGACAAUUGAGCAUACUUAUUAAUACAGAAAAUCAAAUGAUUACGGAUCAAAAAAGUAGUAAACAGAGCGAAAAUUCUGUUCCUGUUACUUUAGAAGACAUAAAAGUAUCACUUAUAGAAGAAUUAAGUAAAAUACUUAAGAAAAGAGUAAAUACAUAUCAAACAGCCGAGCAUAUUGAAAGAAUAUGUGAUGUAAUGUUAGAUAGAGUACAGUUAGCCGGAAUAGUCAUAGAAAAUAUAGAGAAUUUAAAAAAUCGUAAAGAAGUACAUAAAGAUAAUUUACAAUUAGCUAAUAAUAUUGUUGCUGAGAUACGUAGAUAUUUUACUAACAUUUCUCAAUUAACAGAAUCAAGUAAAUCCUUUCAUGCUAAUGAGAUUGAGAAGAGAGCUAUUGGUUUAAAUAAAGAAUUAAAUUCUAUUAUUCAAAUCCUUGGAUUUUACCUCAUGGUUUAUUUCAAUGAACGUGCUGAUUUAAAUAAUGAAAAAAUUAAACAAGAUAUCGAAGACUUAUCUAAGUAUCUUGAGUACAUUAUUGGUUAUUUAGCUGAUACGAAUGAAAUUGUCUCAAAAGUACUUGAACAAUUGGGCGUACUUAAUAAUACAGUGAAUCAAAUGAUUACGGAUCAAGAAAGUGACAAACAAGGAGAAAAUUCUGCGAGUUUUUUACCACUUAUAGAAGUGCGGAGCAAAAUACUUGAGAUAGGAGAAGACAUGUAUCAAACAGCCGAGAAUAAUGAAAAAAUAUGUGAUAUGGUACAAUCAUUCGGAAGAGAAUUAGAAUAUUUAAAAAAUUUUGGAGAAAAAUAUAAAGAUUUUUUUUCGAAAGCUAACACUAAUUAUAUUGAUUUACAAAAAUUAGUUAACAAUGUUGAUGCUAAGCAUAAAUUUCUUACAGAACAAUUAAAAGAAUUAAGUAAACGUGAUAUUGAGAAGGCGACUAUUUAUUUAAAUAAAGAAUUUGAUUCUACUAUUCAACUCCUGAAAUUUGACUUUAUAGUUAAUUUCAAUACAUGUGCUGAUAGAAACAAUGAAAAAUUUAGAGAUAGUAUCAAUGAAUUAUGUAAGUGGCUUCAAAUUAUUGGAGAUGGUUUAACUGAUACGAAUAAAACUCUCUACGGAGUAUUAUUAGGACAAUUGAGCGUAAUUGAUAAUACAGUGAAUCAAAUGAUUACCGAUCAAAAAAAGUAGUAAACAAGAUACAAAAAAUAUUUAGGACCACCUUAUUUUUAAGGAUUAAAAUUUUAUGCGUCCCUGCAGGACCCCGAAAAAUACAUAUAAAGGUCACAUGUAAGUUUGCUUAACCAUAUUAGUAAAAUUUCCAAAAGUCAUAAAAUUUUAUUUGCAUAGAUUUUGAGAUUUUUUAAAAGGUUAUAUAUAUAGUUUGCAUAAUAACAAUCAUUUUUAUAUAUGUCAUAUAUUUUAAUUUGCGUAGUCAACGGUAUUUUUUAAUAAAAUAUAUAUAUAUAUAUAUCAAUAUAAUUCCAGC